Molecule: messenger RNA, 1737 nt
Organism: Chaetura pelagica (chimney swift)
Lineage: Eukaryota; Metazoa; Chordata; Aves; Apodiformes; Apodidae
Gene: SEPSECS
Product: Sep (O-phosphoserine) tRNA:Sec (selenocysteine) tRNA synthase
Exons: 11
Coding region: 1-1578 (525 amino acids)
Biological process (GO): selenocysteine incorporation; conversion of seryl-tRNAsec to selenocys-tRNAsec
Molecular function (GO): O-phosphoseryl-tRNA(Sec) selenium transferase activity; tRNA binding
Source: RefSeq, a predicted model, not a curated record
AUGGGCAAGGAGUUUGUGCCUCACGACACAAUCGUACUGGGGGAAUCACGGUCUGCAACACGACGUCCCUGCAGGUGCUGCAGGUGCGGGUCUGGGGGCGGCUGCAGGUGCUGCGGGCAGCUGGUAUUAGUCUGCGGGUCGUCUAAGGCAGCCCAAGAGCGGCGUGAUCUGGGCAGUGACAGCUACGGGCUCCCACGUUUUCGUAGUUACCUUUAUCUUGUUAUUAUUAAGGGAAAAUGUCCUGAAGAUGGAUGGGAUGAAAGCACCAUUGAACUGUUUCUUCAUGAGCUUGCUAUCAUGGAUAGCAAUAACUUCCUGGGCAACUGUGGUGUGGGUGAGAGGGAAGGAAGGGUGGCAUCAGGGCUCGUUGCCCGAAGGCACUACAGGUUGAUCCAUGGAAUUGGAAGGUCGGGUGAUAUUUCUGCAGUCCAGCCCAAAGCUGCAGGGUCUAGCCUUUUGAAUAAACUUACUAAUUCAGUAGUUCUGGAUAUUAUAAAGCUGGCUGGUGUCCGGACAGUGACCAAUUGCUUUGUGGUUCCUAUGGCAACUGGCAUGAGUCUAACUCUGUGUUUUUUAACAUUGCGGCACAAGAGACCGAAGGCAAAAUACAUUAUCUGGCCACGUAUAGACCAGAAAUCUUGCUUUAAAUCAAUGAUAACUGCAGGUUUUGAGCCUGUGGUGAUAGAAAAUGUAUUGGAAGGUGAUGAGCUACGGACAGACAUUGAAGCAGUGGAGGCUAAAAUCAAGACUCUUGGUGCUGAAAAUAUUCUUUGUGUGCAUUCUACAACAUCUUGCUUUGCUCCAAGGGUACCAGACAGACUGGAGGAACUGGCUGUGAUUUGUGCUAAUUAUGACAUUCCCCAUAUUGUCAACAAUGCGUAUGGCGUUCAGUCUUCAAAGUGUAUGCAUCUUAUCCAGCAGGGUGCUCGAGUUGGCAGAAUAGAUGCUUUUGUUCAGAGCUUGGACAAAAACUUUAUGGUUCCAGUAGGUGGUGCUAUCAUUGCUGGCUUCAAUGAGUCCUUCAUUCAGGAGAUCAGCAAAAUGUAUCCAGGAAGAGCAUCUGCAUCUCCUUCCUUAGAUGUCCUCAUUACACUUCUGUCUCUAGGUACCAGUGGCUACAAACAGUUACUGAAAGAGAGAAAGGAGAUGUUUUCCUAUCUUUCAAGUGAGUUGAAGAAGUUGGCAGAUAGCUACAAUGAGAGACUGUUAGACACACCACAUAAUCCCAUCUCCUUAGCCAUGUCACUGAAGAAUCUAGAUGGAAAUAAUGGUGCUGCUGUUACAGAGCUUGGAUCUAUGCUUUUCACAAGACAAGUUUCUGGAGCAAGGGUUGUUCCGUGUGGAUCUGUGCAAACAGUGAAUAACUAUACUUUUAAAGGCUUUAUGUCACAUGCAAAUGACUAUCCCUGUGCUUACCUUAAUGCUGCUUCAGCAAUUGGAAUUAAAAAGCAAGAUGUAGACAUAUUCCUAAAAAGACUCGGCAAGUGUUUGAAGACUACUAGAAAAGAAGCAAAGAAAGAAAAAAGUGUCAAUGAAAUAAGUCAUUCUAAUACAGACACAGAACAACUUGAAGACUAGAAGAUACCAUUUUAGUAAUGCAGGAAGAAAUGCUUUUAAGUAUCUCAGGUUUGUAUUGUGUUAGCAUUGUGAAUCUGCAGUGCAGAAAAUUUAUUCCUGAUCUGCAGACAACAACAAAAAAUAAGUUGGAUGAAACUCAGCUUUAAAUAAAGUAGGUGA